Malaclemys terrapin pileata is the source of this 3547-nucleotide messenger RNA. It is a transcript of the gene MEST, whose product is annotated as mesoderm specific transcript. Bases 569 to 1702 code for a protein of 377 amino acids. The record is from RefSeq and is a predicted model, not a curated record. NCBI's taxonomy places the organism in Eukaryota, Metazoa, Chordata, Testudines, Emydidae. Gene Ontology annotation, molecular function: catalytic activity. The transcript is spliced from 14 exons.
CCCGGGGGGGACCGCCCCUGUAGCAGCAUGGAACCCGCCUUCCGCCCCCACCCCUGAGCCCAGACCCUUUUGUAGAUUCUGCUGAAUGCAUGUAACAUUGAAUAAUGUAAUAACGAAAGGCUAAGACUCGCUCUGGAAGCUGAGAGGAUUCUUUGGCUGACAGGAUCCAAGAACGUGUGGGGAGAACCAAGCUUAGAUAUUGUGACUAUAGUCUUUGGCAGCUUUACGUUUACAACCCUAACUUCUGCCAUAAGAGAAAGCAGCCUGCAGAAAUUUGUCAGUUUUUGAGGAGUAAUUUGACAUUGUACCGUUCACUUUAAAAUAAUUCAUUGGAUUUUUAAAUCGAUGUAAGCAAUUUAUUGUUCAGUUCUGUGAUAUAACCUUACACAAGACUGAUUUUAUUUCCGCUCAGAAGACCAACAACAUAACAUUCUAGCAUUUUGUUGAUGGCUUAAAUAAAAAGAUCACAAUUACAUUUCCCUUUGUGUCCCAUUUUUGAUGUGCUGCACUUUGGGCAGCCUUAAGUGAAAGAGAACAGUGUUUUUUGCUUUACCCUAAGUGCACACGGAUGGUACAAAGGAAGCUUCAACAAAACCACCAUAGUCCUGAAAAGCCUUCAGGGAAAGGCGGCCUGAAUGAAAGCCAGGAGCUGGAAGUCACCAUCGUCUUCCAGGUUGAGAAGGGACUGGGAACUAAAACUCUAGGGCAAAGAAAAGACCAGAUGAAAGAGUGGUGGAUUCAGGUGGGGCUGCUGAGUGUACCCCUCCUUGCUGUCUACCUGCACAUCCCUCCGCCUAAGCUGUCCCCAGCCCUUCACUCAUGGAGGGCGUCAGGAAGGUACUUCACGUACAAGACCCAAAACAUCUUUUACAGAGAUUCAUCAGGUGCACUCGGCAGUUCCGAUAUUGUGGUUCUGUUACAUGGCUUCCCAACCUCCAGCUAUGAUUGGUACAAGAUUUGGGAAGGGCUGACCCAACGAUUUCAAAGGGUGAUCGCUCUGGAUUUUGUAGGAUUCGGUUUUAGUGACAAGCCUAGGCCCCAUCGCUAUUCCAUUUUUGAGCAGGCCAACAUCGUCGAGGGGCUGCUGGGGCACCUGGGUCUCCGAAAUCAGAGGAUCAACCUCCUGUCUCAUGACUAUGGAGACACAGUUGCACAGGAACUGCUCCACAGGUAUGAACACAAUAAAACUGGAUGUGUUCUGAUCAACAGCCUCUGUUUAUCCAAUGGAGGUAUUUUCCCAGAAACUCAUUACCCCCGGUUCAUUCAGAAGAUUCUCAAGGAUGGUGGCCCGCUGUCCCCCAUCAUCACCCGGCUAAUGAACUACUACUUCUUCUCAAGAGGACUUGGAGCAGUCUUUGGUCCGUAUACGCAGCCUUCAGCGGCGGAAUACUGGGACAUGUGGACAGCAAUCCGGACAAAUGAUGGAAACCUUGUUGUUGACAGUAUUUUACAGUAUAUAAAUCAAAGAAAGAAGCACAGAGACCGUUGGGUUGGGGCUCUGACAUCCACCUCUGUUCCAUUGCAUCUAAUCUAUGGGCCCUUGGAUCCCGUGAAUCCAUAUCCCGAGUUUCUUCAGCUCUACAGGAAACUGCUUCCUGCGUCUACAGUCUCUGUUCUGGAUGACCACAUUAGCCACUAUCCACAGCUUGAAGAUCCUAUGGGCUUCCUGAAUGCAUAUUUGAACUUCAUCAACUCCUUCUGAGCAGCAACGUGGUCUUUCCCUCUCAUGCUUUGGCUCAGUGUUGUUUACUUUGAGCCAGCGUGCUUUUAUUUCCAGACCUGACCCUUAACUUUCCUGUUCUGUGCAGAGUGACCUUUGGGUAUGUUAGGCCUGGUCCCCACUAAGUCCCCAAAUCGGACUAAGGUACGCAAAUAAUAACGUAGCUGAAUUCGAAGUACCUUAGUCCGAACUUACCGCGGUCCAGACGCGGCAGGAAGUCUCCCCCCGUCGAUGCCGCGUACUCCUCUCGGCGAGCUGGAGUACCGGCGCGGACUGUGAGCACUUCCGGGAUCGAUUUAUCGUGUCUUAACCAGACGCGAUAAAUCGAUCCCAGAACAUCGAUGGCGUGCCGCCGGACCAGCCGGUAAGUGAAGACUAGGCCUUAGACUACUGUAUAUGUGUAAGGAACUGAACCUUUGAACACUGGGAAGGAUUAACCUAAAGGGAGGCGUGAAAGACAACGUGCACAUCCAAGGGAAGUUACAGGAUACGGAUAGUAGUUGCUAGGCCAGAGGGCACAAUUGGGAACUAGUGGUGGGGAGGAGGGAUGGCAUUGCUAAUCAUGCUAUUCCAAGAUUCCUUUCCUGUCCUUGGGGCCAGAAGUAGCCCAGCGUAUCCCAGGAAGCCAGUACCCCAUUUACAACCACAUGCCAAUGAGUUUGUUUCCAGAACAGUAAGCGGCACAGUAGAUCCUUCUCUUCUCUGAAAGUGCAUUUAACUGAGCUACUCUAUAGACAAGCUUUAAAAUGGGAAAAUACCUACAUUAUAAAGAUGUGAACUAAUAAUUCGUUGGCAGGCCUUGUUACCUAAUUCUUCCUUUGAAGGGCUUGUCUACACAUUGACUAUACUGCUCUAGGGCAGCAAAAUCCCCUUCUUGGGAAUAGUUAUACGGUGGUGUGAGUGCUCAUCGUGGUAGAACUGUCUACAGAAGGGCUUUUACUAGCACAGCAUCUCCCCUGACUAACCCCCUUGUGCCAGUAAAAUGUAAGUGUGGAACAGUCCUAAAAGGCAAGUUUUCUUAACCACCUAACCUCUAUUAUUAGUACUCCACUCCAUAAUGCAAUAACAAGGUGCAAAUUAAAAUGCAUUGUAGCCUCACCAGUGUGUCUUGGAAGAGAUGUGCUCUACUGUAGCAUAAAGUCAAGAGGGCUCUUUACUUGAAGUGUUAUUUUCAGAUAAAUUGUGGUGUUAAGCUAAGACUGAUUGCCAAUAUUAAAGCAAUAACUACCUAAAACCACAGGGAAUUAUAAAAGACAUUAAAAACAAGUUUAAAAAAACCUGAAGUACUGGCUAUGCUGCAUACAGAGACUUUAUGCGACCUCAUACUACGGAAAGUAGUAUCUUUCCUAAAGAGUUGCAAGUCCUCCCCUUAAAAGGGACCGUAUUUAACUCAAUUUUAGGCUGCAGGUUCAGAACUGAAGUCAUGUCAUACUUCUAAACUUUAGGUGUUUGGUCCAACAUUGAGGUUGUAUGGCUUUCACACAGCACCAGAGGCAGAAAGAUUACAAAAUUGAUUGUAAAGCCAAGUUGGCAGGGGGACUGAGAACCACUGCUUUUUGCAACUGACCAGAUUUCUAGUUUCUAGCAUCCCAUCAAGAGGAAAGGUUUCCAAGAUGGGCUGCUUGUGCUGUACUGAACUGACAUUUAUCAGUGGUCAACCCCGCUGGCAGAGUUAUUCUCCUUGAUCAACAAUACUAUACUAGCAGUUGCUAUGGCAAAACUUUUAAAGAUUCUAUUUUAUUAGCAACAAUUCAACUAAAAUUCCACACCUUGAAACUGGAAUGAUCAAUGUUUAUUUUCUGUUAAUAAAAAUCCGUUUUGACAAAA